This is a messenger RNA of Myotis lucifugus (little brown bat), 8445 nucleotides long. Its product is annotated as nesprin-1. The transcript has 50 exons. The record is from RefSeq and is a predicted model, not a curated record. NCBI's taxonomy places the organism in Eukaryota, Metazoa, Chordata, Mammalia, Chiroptera, Vespertilionidae. Gene Ontology annotation, molecular function: protein binding. The annotation marks the transcript as partial.
UGCGCGUUGUCCUCGGAACCCGGCGGCGGGCUCCCCGCAGCCCUGCAUCCGCUAGCGCCGGGCUACGGAGGCGGCGCCGGCCAUUCGCUCGCUGCGCCGCCUGGAGCCUGAGCCAGCCCGGGAGAGAGAAGGCUCCUGAGUUUAUUGAAGAGGAAGGAAAAGAAGUGGUUUCACCUUUGGGAGUGCUGUCUCCGCCCUGGCUGCCCCCGUGCCCGGGGUGGCAUCAUGACCCCAUAGAUCCAGUGAAGUUCAAGGUGUUUUCUGGAGCGGCCUAGUCCUGCUCUGCCUGGAGCCAAGAGUCUCUGCAGUGGGUUUCAUGCUGCAGCGGGGACCAUGGCAGCCUCCAGGACGGCCUCUCGGUCUCCGCGGGACAUUGCCAACGUGAUGCAGAGGCUGCAGGAUGAGCAAGAGAUAGUACAAAAACGAACUUUCACAAAAUGGAUCAACUCUCAUCUGGCCAAGCGGAAACCCGCACUGGUGGUAGAAGAUCUUUUUGAGGACAUGAAAGAUGGUGUUAAGCUGCUUGCUCUCCUGGAAGUCCUGUCGGGGCAGAAACUGCCGUGUGAACAAGGACGCCGUAUGAAGCGGAUCCACGCUGUGGCUAACAUCGGCACUGCGCUGAAGUUCCUUGAAGGAAGGAGGAUCAAAUUAGUCAACAUUAACUCCACUGAUAUUGCCGACGGCCGACCCUCAAUAGUUCUGGGACUGGUGUGGACCAUUAUUCUCUACUUCCAGAUCGAGGAGCUGACCAGCAACCUGCCGCAGCUGCAGGCCCUGUCCAGCAGCACGUCCUCCGUGGACAGCACGGUCAGCUCCGAGGCCGCCAGCCCCCCCAGCAAGCGGAAGGUGGCCACCAAGAUCCAAGGAAACGCCAAGAAGGCUUUGUUAAAGUGGGUUCAGUACACAGCAGCCAAGCAGACCGGAAUAGAAAUCAAAGACUUCGGGCGGAGUUGGAGGAACGGGGUUGCCUUUCAUUCAGUCAUCCAUGCUAUCCGGCCAGAGCUCGUGGACUUGGAGAGGGUGAGAGGAAGGUCCAACCGAGAAAACCUGGAGGAGGCUUUCACCAUUGCUGAAACGGAGCUGGGGAUCCCCAGGUUACUAGAUCCCGAAGAUGUUGAUGUGGAUAAACCAGAUGAGAAGUCUAUUAUGACCUAUGUAGCCCAGUUUCUGAAACACUAUCCUGACGUCCACAAUACAGGCACUGAUGGACUAGAGAAUGAUAGAGAAGACAGGCUAAUGCUGAAGGAAACGAAAGUGUGGAUAGAGCAAUUCGAAAGAGAUUUGACAAGGGCACAGAUGACAGAAGCAAACUUGCAGGAUAAAUAUCAGUCAUUCAAGCACUUCAGAGUCCAAUAUGAAAUGAAAAGGAAACAGAUUGAACAUUUAAUACAACCAUUACAGAGAGACGGUAAAUUGUCACUUGACCAAGCAUUGGUGAAACAGUCCUGGGAUCGAGUGUCCUCCAGGCUCUUUGAUUGGCACAUACAGCUGGAUAAAUCUCUCCCUGCACCUCUGGGCACUAUAGGUGCCUGGUUGUACAGGGCAGAGGUGGCCCUGCGGGAGGAAAUCACCAUUCAGCAGGUCCAUGAGGAAACCGCCAACACAAUACAGCGGAAGCGUGAGCAGCACAAGGAUCUGCUUCAAAACACAGAUGCCCACAAAAGAGCCUUCCAUGAAAUCUACCGGACCCGGUCGGUCAACGGCAUCCCAGUGCCACCUGACCAGUUAGAGGACAUGGCCGAGAGGUUUCAUUUCGUUUCCUCCACAUCAGAACUGCACUUAAUGAAAAUGGAAUUUCUAGAAUUAAAGUACCGUCUGCUCUCACUGCUGGUUCUUGCAGAGUCGAAGCUGAAGUCUUGGAUCAUCAAAUACGGGAGGAGAGACUCGGUGGAGCUGCUGCUGCAGAACUACAUCACUUUUAUAGAAAAUAGCAAGUUCUUUGAACAAUAUGAAGUGACAUACCAGAUCUUGAAACAGACAGCAGAGAUGUACGUCAAAGCUGAUGGUUCAGUGGAAGAAGCCGAGAAUGUGAUGAAAUUCAUGAAUGAAACCACUGCGCAGUGGAGGAACCUGUCGGUGGAAGUCCGCAGCGUGCGGAGCAUGCUGGAGGAAGUCAUCGCCAACUGGGAUCGCUAUGGCGACACUGUGGCCGGGCUGCAGGCCUGGCUAGAGGAUGCCGAAAAAAUGCUAAGUCAAUCGGAGCUUGCCAAAAAGGACUUUUUUCGAAAUUUGCCUCAUUGGAUACAGCAACACUCUGCCAUGAAUGAUGCUGGCAAUUUUCUCAUUGAAACGUGUGACGAGGUGGUUUCCCGUGACCUUAAACAGCAGUUAUUAUUGCUCAAUGGGCGCUGGAGGGAGCUGUUCAUGGAAGUCAAGCAAUAUGCGCGAGCUGAUGAGGUGGACAGGAUGAAGAGGGAAUACACAGACUGUGUCACUGCCCUGUCUGACUUUGCAACUGAAGCCCACAGGAAGCUUUCCGAACCCUUGGAAGUCUCUUUUAUUAACGUCAAGUUAUUAAUUCAAGACCUGGAGGACAUUGAGCAGAGGAUACCUGUGAUGGAUGCUCAGUACAAGAUCCUCACAAAGACAGCGCACCUCGUUACCAAAGAGAGCUCCCAAGAGGAAGCUAAGGAAAUGUUUGCGACCAUGUCUGGGCUCAAAGAGCAGCUGACCAAGGUCAAAGAACGUUACUCCCCACUCCUGUAUGAGUCUCAGCAGCUGUCAGUUCUGCUGGAGGAACUAGAAAAGCAGAUGACGCUCUUCUAUGACUCACUUGGGAAAAUCAGUGAGAUUAUAACAGUGCUUGAGCACGAGGCACAGUCUAGUGCUCUUUUUAAACAAAAACACCAGGAGCUGCUAGCUUGUCAGGAAAGCUGUAAGAAGGCCAUGGCACACAUUGAGAAAGGCAGUCAGAGUGUUCAGAAGUUUGUGACCUUGAGCCACGUGCUGAAGCAUUUUGAUCAGACGAAGCUGCAGAGAAAGACUGCUGAAGUCCACGUGGCCUUCCAGAAUAUGGUCAAGAAAACUGGAGACUGGAAGAAACAUGUGGAAACCAACAGCCGCCUGAUGAAGAAGUUUGAGGAGUCUCGGGCGGAGCUGGAGAAGGUGCUGCGGGUGGCACAGGAGGGCCUGGAGGAGAAGGGGGACCCGGAAGAGCUCCUGUGGAGACACACCGAGUUCUACGGUCAGCUGGACCAGAGGGUGCUCAACGCCUUCCUGAAAGCCUGCGACGACCUCACAGACAUCCUGCCUGAGCAGGAGCAGGCGGGCCUGCAGGAGGCGGUGAGGAAGCUGCACAAGCAGUGGAAGGAUCUUCAAGGAGAAGCCCCAUAUCAUUUGCUCCAUCUGAAGAUCAAGGUGGAGGAGAAUAAAUUCUUGGCCUGUGUGGAAGAAUGCAGAACUGAGCUGGCCCGGGAGACCAAGCUGGUGCCCCAGGAAGGCAGUGAAAAGAUGAUUAAAGAGCACAGGAUCUUCUUCAGUGACAAAGGGCCGCAUCACCUCUGCGAGAAAAGGCUGCAGCUCAUUGAGGAGCUGUGUCUGAAGCUCCCAGGCCGGGACCCAGUAAGGGACACGCCUGGAGCCUGUCAGGCGACGCUCAAGGAGCUCAGGGCUGCCAUCGAGAGCACCUACACGCAGCUGGUGGAGGACCCCGACAAGUGGAAGGACUACACCAGCAGAAUUUCCGAGUUCUCAUCUUGGAUCGCUGCAAAGGAGACACAGCUGAAGGGGAUUAAGAAGGAGGCCAUCAAUACCGCCAACCAUGGAGAGGUGAAGCGGGCGGUUGAGGAGAUAAGAAAUGGUGUUACCCAAAAAGGUGAGACUCUUGGCUGGCUGAAAUCCAGGCUUCAAGUUUUGAUUGAAGUUUCUUCUGAGAAAGAAGCCCAGAAGCAGGGCGAUGAGCUGGCAAAAGUAUCUAGUUCCUUCAAGGCUCUCACAACUUUAUUGUCAGAGAUUGAAAAGAUGUUAAGCAGUUUCGGGGACUGUGUCCAGUACAAAGAAAUCGUCAAGAGUUCCCUCAAAGAGUUAAUUUCUGGUUCCAAGGAAGUCCAGGAGCAAGCGGAGGAGAUCUUGGACACGGAAAACCUGUUUGAAGCACAGCAGCUACUUCUUCAUCACCAGCAAAAGACAAAGAGAAUCUCUGCAAAGAAGAGGGAUGUGCAGCAGCAGAUGACGCAGGCCGGGCAGGGAGAAGGCGGGCUGCCUGGCCCGGUGCAGGAGGAGCUGCGGAAGCUGGAGAGCACCCUGGACGGCCUGGAGCGCAGCAGGGAGAGGCAAGAGCGCCGCAUCCAGGUCACAUUAAGAAAAUGGGAGCGAUUUGAAACCAACAAAGAGACAGUGGUCAGAUACCUAUUUCAAACAGGUUCCAGCCACGAGCGCUUCUUGAGUUUUAGCAGUUUGGAAAGUUUGUCUUCAGAACUGGAACAGACAAAGGAGUUUUCUAAGCGGACAGAAGGUAUUGCAGUCCAGGCUGAGAGCCUUGUGAAGGAAGCUUCAGAGAUACCCCUUGGGCCCAAGAAUAAGCAGCUGCUCCAACAGCAGGCCAAAUCAAUCAAAGAACAAGUCAAAAAGUUAGAAGACACACUCGAAGAAGAUAUUAAAACCAUGGAAAUGGUGAAAACCAAGUGGGAACAUUUUGGCAAUAAUUUUGAGACCCUGUCCGUCUGGAUAACUGAGAAAGAAAAAGAACUCAAUACCUUGGAAACCUCGCCAUCUGCCAUGGACAUGCAAACCAACCAGAUUAAGGUCACGAUUCAGGAAAUAGAAAGUAAGAUCGGCAGCAUCACAGGGCUGGAAGAAGAAGCGCAGUCUUUUGCCCAGUUUAUUACCACUGGAGAAUCAGCCCGCAUCAAGGCCAAGUUGACACAACUAAGAAGAUACUGGGAAGAACUUCGAGAGCACGCACAGGGUCUGGAAGGAACAAUCCUGGGACAGGUCUCUCAGCAGCAAAAGUUUGAAGAGAAUCUUAGAAAGGCCCAGCAGUCUGUGUCUGAAUUUGAAGAUAAACUUGCUGAUCCAAUUAAAACAUGUUCUUCAGCUACAGAAACAUACAAAGCUCUCCAAGAACAUAUGGAUCUCUGCCAGGCCCUGGAGUCCCUGAGCAGUGCCUUGGCUGCUCUCUCUGCUGGUGCCCAGAAGGUCGUGAGCAGAGGUUGCUCUGUCCAGGAGGCCGCGGCCCUGCAGCAGAGAUACCAGGGGCUGCUGAGUCGGGCGAAGGAGAGACAGAUGGCGCUGGAGAACCUGCUGGCCCACUGGCAGCGGCUGGAGAAAGAGCUGUCGACCUUUCUGACCUGGCUGGAGCGCUGCGAAGCCAUAGCCGGCUCCCCGGAAGUGGACGUCACUGCAGACAGGGUCAAAGUGGAGAGCGAACUUCAAUUGACACAGGCACUGCAAAGUGAAGUUGUAUGCCAGGCCUCCAACUACAGCAACCUUGUGCAACUGAAGGAAUCACUGUUCUCAGUGGCCUCCAAAGAUGAUGUGAAAAUGAUGAAACUACAUUUGGAGCAGUUGGAUGAGAGAUGGAGAGUUUUGCCACAGAUACUUAGCAAAAGGCUUCACUUCCUGCAGUCUGUGGUCGCUGAGCACCAGCAGUUUGAUGAAUUGCUGCUUUCCUUCUCCGUCUGGAUUAAGCAGUUUCUCGGUGAAUUACAAGCCACGUCUGAGAUCAGCUUAAUGGACCAUCAGGACCACGCAGCAGAAGUCGAAAGCAAAAGGGGGGAACUGCAAAGUCUGCAGGGGCACCUCGCGAAGCUGGGCGCUCUGGGUCGAGCCGAGGACCUUCACGUCCUGCAGGGCAAAGCAGAGGACUGCUUCCAGCUGUUCGAGGAGGCCGGCCAGGUGGUGGAGAGGCGGCAGCUGGCCCUGGCCCAGUUGGCUGGGUUCCUGCAGAGCCACACCUCUCUGUCAGAGGCGCUCCACCGGCUGAGGCAGACGGUGGAAGCAACCAACAGUAUGAAUAAGAAACAGACUGACUUAUUAGAAAAGGACCUACAUGAUGCUAUUCAAGACGUGAAGACGUUAGAAUCUACUGCCAUCGGUCUGGACGGCGUUCUCACCAAAGCCCAAUACCAUCUUAAAUGUGGAAGCUCUGGGCAAAGGACUUCCUGCAGAACCUCAGCUGAUCACCUCUGCUUGGAGUUAGAGAGGAUCCAGAACCUUCUGGGAACCAAGCAGAGUGAGGCAGACGCCCUGGCAUCAUUGAAGAAAGCAUUCCAAGACCAGAGAGAGGAGUUGCUGAAAAGCAUCGAGGACAUCGAAGAGAGGGCUGACAAAGAGCGUCUGAAAGAACCCACCCGCCAAGCGCUCCAACAGAGGUUGAGAGUCUUCAAUCAGUUAGAAGAUGAACUGAAUUCUCAUGAGCAUGAGCUAUGUUGGUUGAAAGACAAAGCUAAGCAAAUUGCUCAGAAAGAUGUAGCCUUUGCACCUAAAGUUGAUACAGAGAUAAAUCGCUUAGAGGUCACCUGGGAUGAUACCAAAAAGCUAAUUCAUGAAAACCAGGGCCAAUGCUGUGGGCUUAUUGACUUAAUGAGAGAUUAUCAGAACUUGAAGUCAGCUGUAUCUAAAGUUCUAGAACAUGCCAGCAGUGUGAUUGCAACCAGAACUACUAUAAAGGAUGAGGAGGAUCUUAAAUGGGCCUUAUCCAAGCAUGAAACUGCCAGGAACGAAAUGUGUAAGGAGCACAAAGAAUUGGAUGACUUUACCAGUAAAGGAAAGCAGUUGUUAUCUGAGCUGAAAAAAAUUCACAGUAGUGAUUUCAUCUUGGUGAAAACAGACAUGGAGAGCACUAUGGACAGAUGGCUGGAUUUUAUAGAAGCGGACCUAAGGCAGAAACUGGAGCACGCCAAAGAAAUUACCGAAGACGCAAAAGGGACCUUGAAAGAUUUCAGGGCUCAGAGCACACAAGUGGAGAAAUUUAUUAACGACAUAACAACCUGGCUGGCGAAACUAGAAGAGUCCCUGGUGAACUGCGCCCAAACUGAGACUUGUGAAGGACUGAAGAAAGUAAAGGUAGAGUCCAUGAAGGAGUUCCAAGAAUGGUUUUCUGGAAUAAAAGCAGCAGCAAAAAAAUCAUCAGACAGAACUGGUGACAGCAAAGUUCUAGAGGCGAAGCUUCGCGACCUUCAGACCAUUUUGGACUCGGUCGGUAAUGGGCAGCGCAAGCUUGAUGCCGUGACUCAGGAAGGACAAACGUUGUAUGCACAUUUGCCUAAACAAAUGGUCAGUAGCAUUCAGGAGCAGAUUACCAAGGCAAACGAGGAGUUUCAAGCAUUUCUGAGACAGUGCCUCAAAGACAAGCAGGCUCUUCAAGACUGCGCCCUGGAACUUGGGAGCUUUGAGGACCAGCACAGAAAACUGAAUUUAUGGAUCCAUGAAAUGAAUGAGAGGUUAAGCUCAGAAAACUCAGGAGAGAGUAAACAGCACAUUCCUGAGAAGAAAAACGAAGUUCAUAGGAUUGAAAUGUUUCUGGGUGAACUCCUGGCUGCCAGAGAGUCUCUGGACAAGCUCUCGCAGCGCGGGCAGCUGCUCAGCGAGGAAGGCCACGGCGCCGGGAAGGAAGGGCGCCUGUGCUCCCAGCUGCUCACCAGCUACCAGGGCCUGGUCAGGAUGACCAAGGAGAAGCUGCGCCGCUGCCAGGCGGCCCUGCAGGAGCAUGAGGCCCUGGAGGAGGCCCUGCAGAGCAUGUGGGCCUGGGUGAAGGGCGUGCAGGACAAGCUGGCCUGCGCAGACAGCACCGUGGGAAGCAAGGACACCCUGGAAAAACGGCUGUUACAGAUACAGGACAUCCUCCUGAUGAAAGGGGAAGGGGAAGUCAAGCUGAAUAUGGCCAUUGGCAAAGGGGAACAGGCCUUGAGAAGUAGCAACAAAGAAGGUCAGAAGGUGAUCCAGACCCAGCUACAGACCCUUACAGACGUGUGGGCCAACGUCAUGAGCUCCUCCGUCCACGCUCAGAGCACUUUAGAGGCUGUGAUUAGCCAAUGGAAUGACUACCUGGAAUGGAAAAACCAGUUGGAGCAGUGGAUGGAAUCCGUAGACCAAAAAGUGGAGCAUCCCUUGAAACCGCAGCCAGGUCUGAAAGAGAAGUUUUGCCUUCUGGACCACUUCCAGUGCAUCGUCUCAGAGGGCGAGGAUCACGCCGCAGCCCUGCACCGCCUCACUGCCAGGUCCAGGGAGCUCUACCAGAAGACGGAGGAUGCGUCUUUCACGGAGACGGCUCAAGAGGAGCUGAAAACACAGUUUAAUGAUAUAAUGACCGUUGCCAAGGAGAAAAUGCGGAGCGCGGAGGAGAUGGUGAAGGACCACCUCCUGUAUGUGGACGCCGUGCAGGAGUUCACAGACUGGCUCCACUCGGCCAAGGAGGAGCUUCACCGCUGGUCGGACCCAUCUGGAGACUCGUCCGCCACCCAGAAAAAGUUGUCCAAAAUUAAGGUCAGAAAGUGGACCGAUACC